Messenger RNA from Puntigrus tetrazona (Sumatra barb), 2393 nucleotides. RefSeq names its product thromboxane A synthase 1 (platelet) (gene tbxas1). The record is from RefSeq and is a predicted model, not a curated record. Lineage: Eukaryota; Metazoa; Chordata; Actinopteri; Cypriniformes; Cyprinidae. The transcript has 15 exons. The coding region runs from base 347 to 1825 and encodes 492 amino acids. Gene Ontology annotation, molecular function: oxidoreductase activity, acting on paired donors, with incorporation or reduction of molecular oxygen; heme binding; iron ion binding.
UUGUUGUCAAACACGGGAAAGACAGGUCUCAUCAUGCAACUAUUAGUCGACGUUCUCCAAUGGUUUGGAGUCGAGGCGAGCGGAUGGUCUGUGUCCGUGUGCCUUUUUUUGCUGUUUGUCAGCCUCCUUUACUGAUUGUUUGGUGUUGUGCUGGACCGUAGCGCCUCCUCAUCCACAGCUGAUCAAUUGCAGCAGCUCUCUGCUCUCAGAGAUAAAUGUGCGGCCUGAGCUCACUACCGCGGCGUGACCGCCAAGCGUCUGAUCCAGGUACUCCAUCUCCCCUUACUCUGUCUUGGAACGAUGUGGCAUCAAGCAUCCAAAGCCUUCGCCGUUUUUUGGGAACCUUAUGAUGUUUAAAGAUGGUUUCUUUAAGGCACAGUCUGAGCUAAUAAAGAAAUACGGACACAUUUGUGGUUAUUAUAUAGGCCGGCGGCCUAUAGUGAUCAUAGCAGACCCAGAUAUGCUCAGACAGGUGAUGGUGAAGGAAUUCAAUAAGUUUCCCAACAGAAUGACUGUCAGAGGCAUCACUAAACCCAUGAGUGACAGUCUGGUCAUGCUGAAGGGCGAACAGUGGAAACGAGUACGCAGCAUCCUCACACCAACUUUCAGUGCGGCCAAGAUGAAAGAGAUGGUUCCCCUCAUCAACACGGCCACAGAGACGUUACUGAGAAACCUGAAGAGCCACGCUGAGUCCGGUAACAGCUUCAACAUCCACAAGUGUUUUGGCUGCUUCACAAUGGAUGUAAUUGCCAGUGUGGCGUUCGGUACGCAGGUGGACUCUCAAAACAAUCCCGAUGACCCUUUUGUGCACCACGCCUCCAAGUUCUUCGCUUUCACCUUCUUCAAACCCCUCAUGAUAUUCUUCAUGGCGUUUCCAUUUCUGCUUCAGCCUCUUGCUGGUCUCCUUCCCAAUAAAUCAAGAGAUGAGAUGAACAGCUUUUUUAUCAAAUGCAUUCAGAAGAUGAUUAAACAGAGAGAUGAUCUGCCCCCAGAACAGCGGAGACGGGACUUCCUGCAGCUUAUGCUGGACGUUAGGGCCAGCAGCAAGUAUUUGUCUUUGGAGCACUUUGAUGUGGUCAAUGACGCCGAUGAACAGGCUUGCGACGAACAGGGGAUGGACAACGGACCGGAAAGCGGACCUGGAAACGAGUCCACCAGGCGCACACAGCACAAGAGGAUGAUGACGGAGGAUGAGAUUGUCGGUCAGUCCUUCAUCUUCCUGUUGGCCGGCUAUGAGACGAGCAGCAACACUCUAGGCUUCGCAUGCUACCUGUUAGCGCUCCAUCCAGAGUGCCAGAAAAAACUCCAAGAGGAAGUGGACGAGUUCUUCAGCAGACACGAGACUGCAGAUUACUCUAAUGUCCAAGAGCUGAAGUAUUUAGAAAUGGUUAUAUGCGAGUCUCUGAGACUCUACCCACCUGCGUUCAGGGUCGCACGGGAUGUUGAUCAAGACACUGUGGUGAACGGCCAGCUUCUGCCUAAAGGAUCAUCUCUGGAGAUACCUGCAGGUUACCUUCACUAUGACCCAGAGCACUGGACUGAACCUGAAAAAUUCAUCCCGGAGAGGUUCACUCCAGAAGCCAAGGCCAGCCGGCACCCGUUUGCGUAUCUGCCGUUUGGAGCGGGGCCACGCAGCUGUGUGGGCAUGAGACUGGCCCAGCUGGAGAUUAAAAUGGCUCUGCUUCACAUAUUUAGGCGCUUUAACGUGACGGCCUGCGAGGACACCGAGGUUCCUCUGGAGUUGAAGUCGCACACCACCCUCGGCCCCAAGAAUGGGAUUUUGGUAAAAAUCACCAAGAGGGAGAAUUUUGAGGAUGAUUCCUGAUGGGGUUUUAGCUGUCAGUUGGGCCGUCUGUUUUUUUUUAUCAAAUUAUUUAGAAAUCUUAUCACCUGGCAACUAAAUAGUAACCUUCUGAGCUAUUCGAUUAAAUGAAAUUCAAUUCGGCACACUUCAUUUACAGCAAAAGGCACAGAUGCGCAUGUGUGAAAAGCAUAACAUGUUGAACCAAACAACGGUCCUAGUACAUAUAGCACUACCUGACUAUUUCUUACCUCAGAUCAGCAACACAGAGUGAUCAUCACUAUAAGGAACCACCCAGAUGAUUAACAAUGCAGAUGCACAUUUAUUUUGUUACUGAAGCCAAUGAUAAGUCUCUUAAAUCUAAAUACAACCAACUAUAUAGUGUAACAGUGAUUUAAAUGUCAAUGAUUUGAUAAAAGGAACUGGGAUUGGACACAUUUCGCCUAAACAUCGGCGAGAUUUGAACUUCUGAUUAUUGUGUCGUGAUACAUUAUAUCGCAUUAAUGUGAUUUUUAAGGUUCAUUGUGGUGCAUUGUUGAACUGUAUGAACUUGAAUUAAAUGAAUAUUUCUUAAUAAAAUGUUUAGAAUAUA